This is a messenger RNA of Momordica charantia (bitter melon), 1196 nucleotides long. It is a transcript of the gene PRX52, whose product is annotated as Peroxidase superfamily protein. Lineage: Eukaryota; Viridiplantae; Streptophyta; Magnoliopsida; Cucurbitales; Cucurbitaceae. The record is from RefSeq and is a predicted model, not a curated record. Gene Ontology annotation, molecular function: peroxidase activity; heme binding. Gene Ontology annotation, biological process: response to oxidative stress; hydrogen peroxide catabolic process.
CGACUUGUCGUCCAGUCAAAGGGGAGUGUGUGACUUGAUUUGUUAGGAUUGUUGUAAUGAUAUUUUAUGUUUUACUUUUUCAAAGGGUGGAAACGUAGAAAAACACUCCCCCAUGCAACUCCAUUUCUACGAGUUAGGUUCACCUGCCAAAGCCUGUUUGAUGGAAGAGAAGCCAUAAAGCUUCCUUUAUAUAAACCCCACAUGGUAACUCUUUCUUCUUCAUCAAAACAACACAACACUAGUUGGAGAUUUGUUGUAGAUCUUGUGUUGUUCUAGCAAUGGGUGCUUCCAAAUUUAGAGGAGUUUUGAUUCUGAGUUUGGUUGUUCUGUUUUUGGGCAAUGCCAGAGCUCAACUUUCCACUAGUUUUUACUCUUCUUCUUGUCCAAAUCUAUUGUCCACUGUCAAAUCCUCUGUUCAGUCUGCUGUCUCCAGUGAGGCUCGUAUGGGAGCUUCCCUUCUUCGCUUAUUCUUCCAUGACUGUUUUGUCAAUGGCUGCGAUGGGUCGAUUCUAUUAGACGACACGUCGAGCUUCACUGGAGAGAAAAAUGCAAAUCCCAACAGGAACUCUGCUAGAGGCUUUGAUGUCAUUGACAACAUCAAAACCGCUGUCGAGAAUGCUUGCCCCGGAGUUGUUUCGUGUGCGGAUAUUCUCGCCAUUGCCGCUCGUGACUCCGUUGUUCUUCUAGGAGGACCGAGCUGGAACGUAAAGUUGGGAAGAAGAGAUGCGACAACUGCGAGCCAAUCCCAAGCCAACAACGACAUUCCUGGACCAACUUCAAGUUUAAGCCAACUCACCUCCAGAUUUAGCGCCCUUGGACUUUCCAACACCGACUUGGUCGCCCUUUCUGGUGGGCACACGAUUGGACAAGCACGGUGCACGACAUUUCGAGCUCGUGUAUACAACGCAACCAACAUCGACAGUUCAUUUGCGAGCACAAGGCAAGGGAAUUGCCCGAACAGCGCCGGGUCGGGCGACAACAAUCUGGCCCCUCUCGAUCUCCAAACUCCCAAUGGUUUCGACAACAACUACUUCAAGAACCUUCUCCAGAACAGGGGCCUGCUCCAGUCCGAUCAAGUUCUCUUCAACGGCGGAUCUACGGACUCCACGGUCCGAAAUUACGCCAACGCCCCUGCCCGUUUCUUCUCUGACUUUGCUGCAGCCAUGGUUCGGAUGGGAGAUAUCAGCCCUCUCACU